AUGGUGAGGUCACACUACUACGACGAAUUUCGUCAGGUCUGUGCAGUCGCCUUCUGCUACAGAGUGAGGACAUACUACCGCUUCCCAUCAUUCGGCAGCACGUUCCUUCGCAGAAUUCGUUUAUUCUGGCAGGCUACGCAGUUUAUUUUUGCAGAAGAGAUUAACGACUGGACGCCGGAGUGCUACAACAAGGCCAGUAAACUCCCUGCGGAAAUGCCGGACCACCUUAAGGAAUAUAUAGCCAAUGAAGCAGACUCUAAGGAUGACACACUCUGGGUGUCCUGCGAGGGAUACCACCCUUCUGAUGUGGAGCAUGUUGGUAACAUUUCAUACUAUCCGCAACCUGGCUUCAAGGCAGUCUACUUUCCAUACAAAGAAAGUUCGAACUAUUUGUCGCCCAUAGUCGCAGUUAAGUUCAGCGAGCCAAUGAAAGAUCUUCUGAUAACAGUGAAGUGCCGUGCUUGGGCAAAGAACAUUGGAACAUUCACUACAGAAACUGGACGUACAGAUUUUCAACUGAUGAUUGGGCAGAUGCCACGUCCCAAACAAUGA
Schistocerca cancellata (South American locust) is the source of this 552-nucleotide messenger RNA. Its product is annotated as sodium/potassium-transporting ATPase subunit beta-2-like. Lineage: Eukaryota; Metazoa; Arthropoda; Insecta; Orthoptera; Acrididae. Gene Ontology annotation, biological process: potassium ion import across plasma membrane; intracellular potassium ion homeostasis; sodium ion export across plasma membrane. The record is from RefSeq and is a predicted model, not a curated record. Bases 1 to 552 code for a protein of 183 amino acids. Gene Ontology annotation, cellular component: sodium:potassium-exchanging ATPase complex. The transcript has 4 exons. Gene Ontology annotation, molecular function: ATPase activator activity.